Molecule: messenger RNA, 2398 nt
Organism: Ipomoea nil (Japanese morning glory)
Lineage: Eukaryota; Viridiplantae; Streptophyta; Magnoliopsida; Solanales; Convolvulaceae
Product: protein FAR1-RELATED SEQUENCE 5-like
Exons: 3
Coding region: 356-2398 (680 amino acids)
Biological process (GO): regulation of DNA-templated transcription
Molecular function (GO): zinc ion binding
Source: RefSeq, a predicted model, not a curated record
AUCCAUAAUUAUUGAACUUUUAUGUCCAGAAACUGUGAGCUUUAUAUCCAGAAUUCUAUCACUAUACAUCCAGAAUUAUAAUACUAUACAUCCACAAAUUUCUAAACUGAUACUCUGUUCUGGCUUUUAACACUAUGCAGUCAGUGAAGAUGUUGUUGUUGAUUCACCAAGUUCAGAUCCAAUAGAGUUAGACAUUGAUGGUUCUUCUUCUAAUCCAGUUGAUGAAGAUUUGGUUGGUGUUGUUGUAAGUAACGGGGUUGAAGCGUAUGAGUUGUAUAACAAUUAUGCAUAUAGAGUUGGUUUUAGUGUGAGGAAGGGUAAUCAACGGUGCAAGGUAUAUAGCAAAACAGUCCAAAUGAAGAUGUUUAUGUGUUCUAAAGCUGGUUUUAAGGUUAAGGCAAAUGCUGGUGUUAGGGCAUAUUCAAAAAUUGACACAAGGUCAGGGUGUGGUGCAUGUGUUCAGUUUGACGUCGGUGAGGAUGGGUUGUGGACGGUUACAAAACAUGUAAAAGUGCACAAUCACGAGUUAUGUGCUGUAGACAAGAGUCAUCUUCUGCGUUCACAUAGAAAUGUGGGUGAUAAUCAACUGUUAUAUUUAAAAGAUUUGAAGAAGAGUGGUGUUGCAAUGGCAGAUGGUAUUAGGUUCUUGAAACAUCAAGCAGGGGGGUCUCCAUUAGUUGGCUUCACUAAUCGAGAUGCUUAUAAUUCAAUUGCUUCUGAUACAUCAAAGCGUUUGGAUGGAACCGAUUCGAACUCAUUAAUUGAAAUAUUUAGGAAGAGGCAGUCGACUGAGUCUGAUUUUUUCUUUGAUUUUGAAGUUGAUUGUGAUUCAAGACUAUGCAGUUUUUUUUGGAGGGAUGGUCGGAUGAGACAAGACUAUGAGUUGUUUGGGGAUUUAUUAGUGCACGAUACAACUUAUCGCACUAAUAAAUAUGAUAUGAUUUGUGGCCCUUUUGUAGGGAUGAACCACCAUUGCAUGAAUGUAAUGUUUGGAUGUGGUUUUCUGAUGAAUGAGAGGAUAGAAUCAUUUGUGUGGCUGUUUAGAGCAUUUUUAAGGUCUAUGAAUGAGAAAUGUCCACAGACUAUCAUGACAGAUCAAUGUGCAUCCAUGGCUGCUGCUAUUUGUCAGGUGUUUCCAACAUCACGUCACCGUCUUUGCAUAUGGCAUAUUGGCGAGAAUUCGAAGAAGCAUAUCAAGGCGUUAAGGAAUAACAAGGAUUUCUUAGAUAUGUUUAACUGUGUGUUGAAAUACACAGAGACUGAAGCUGAGUUUGAAUUUUAUUGGACAAGGUUGGUGACUGACUACAAGUGCCACAAGAAUAGUUGGAUACAAAAGCUGUAUGACUGUAGGGAGAAGUGGUGUCCAGCAUUCAAUAAGGACUAUUUUUCAGGGGGCAUUUUAUCAUCGCAAAGGAGUGAAACUACUAACCAUUCGAUUUCAAGAAGGUUGUCCAAGACUGCAGGUCUAUGUGAUUUUUAUUCAUCGUUUGUUAGUGUAACUUCUGAAUGGAGGAGCAAAGAGAAUGGUGAAGACUUUCGUUGUACUCAAGGGGUACCCAACAUGAUGAUGGAGCACGUGAAACUUCUGUUACACGCUAGAGAGGUAUAUACGAUUGAGAUAUAUUUUUUGUUUGAGGAACAAUUCAUGAAAGGCAAUGCCUGUCAUCAAGAAAUGGUGUUGAAUGAAGGUUGUCAGUUCAAGUAUCACGUAUGGCGUCCAGAUAUAGAUAUUAUAAGGCAUGAAGUCAGUUUUAAGUUGUCAACCUUAGACAUUUCGUGUAGUUGCAAGUUGAUUUCGGAGUUAGGAAUUGUAUGCUGCCAUUGUUUACGCAUUCUUCAUAUACACUGUGUUUCAAGUAUUCCUAACAAAUAUAUCAUGAAAAGGUGGACUAAAAAGGUUGUUGAUGGUAGGGAUGUGAAUACUGGUUCAAUGUUUUGUAGAGCUGGUGUCCCUCCUUCAAUUUGGGUUGUGGAGAUUUGCAGAAAGUUUAAAAGAUUGAUUUCAUCUAGUCAAGAUAACAGUGUAACUAGGCAGUUCUGUGAUGAAGCAGUUGAGGAAGCAAAGAAAAAGGUUGAAGCUGAGAUUGGCUAUGUGCAAAUUGAAGAGUGCGGUGUUUCAUCUUCAAGUGGUGUCAUUCAAAAUCCUUCAAACCGGAGAUCAAAAGGUGAGCGUAACGUAAGGAGGAGUAGUGUUAUUGAAAAGAAGUACAGUGCUGCAAGGGGGAGGAGGAGUGCUGCAAAUAAAGUUGCUUCGAGUACAAAAGGUGCUGUUCAGUCGUUGGUUUUGGAAAGUCUAUCUGAGAUUGCCGGGGAUGGGUACCUUGUACAUCCAAGUUCUGGGAGUUCGGAGUUUUGUCAGUAUAGUAAUGAUGUAGAUGAUAAUGCAGUUGUAGAUUGA